AUGUCAAGGGCAUUCGCUGUGCUGGCCGUUUCUGCCGGCUUAUUACUUGCGCCAGCCGCCAAUGCCGCCGGCACCGUCCAAUGGGACAUCCAGAAGCACCACCCCAAGGCGAGGUUCGGCAGACGCGCAGCAGAUACCCACGAGGGCGUCAUCACGAAUGAGCUUACCAGGGGUGGCUACUUCGCGACGUGCUCCAUGGGCACACCUGGUCAAAACCUGACCUUGCAGCUUGAUACCGGGAGCAGCGACAUCUGGGUACCAUGGAACCUAGCAACUGUGUGCGAGCAGGAGAAGUGCACCCUUGGCAACUUUAACCCCAAUGCCUCCUCGACCUACACCGACGCCGGGAAGGGCACCUUUGACAUAUCAUAUGUCGAUGGUAGCUUCUCCAAUGGCGACUACUUCAUGGACACUUUCGAGAUCGCAGGCGCCACGGUUUCGAAUGUCACAAUGGGUCUCGGCUUGAACACCACCAUCGCAUACGGGCUCGUCGGAGUGGGCUACACGUUAAAUGAAGCAAUAGUCGACACCGAAAACUCCCUCUCGGCCGCCUAUCCCAACCUGCCCGUAGUCAUGGUAAACGAGGGCCUCAUAGGGACCAACGCCUACAGUUUGUGGCUUAAUGACCUCGACGCAAACAAGGGCAACAUUCUGUUUGGUGGCAUUGAUACGGAAAAGUACAUGGGCAACUUGACGAGAAUCGACAUACUGGAGAAUAACAAGACCAACGUCUACGACUCUUUCCUGGUUCCGGUCACGUCUUUACUUGCUGUUAGCGCUAGCGGCACCGACGAACUGACAUCAAGCGAGUUCCCAAUCGAGGUUGUCCUGGACUCGGGCACAACCCUCAGCUACUUGCCCAGCGACAUAGCAGAGCAGAUAUGGACAGAAGUCGGCGCCGCAUACACCCCGGAAGUCGGGCUCGCCCUGCUGCCCUGCCGGAUGCAGAAGAGCGAGGGGCACUUUUCCUUCGGCUUUGCCGGUCCAGACGGUCCUAGGAUCAACGUGUCGAUGGACGAGCUUGUGCUCGACCUCGUCACCUCCGGACCUCCACCAACCUUCAUCUCCGGACCGUUCGAGGGCGAGGACGCGUGCGAAUUCGGAAUCCAGAAUUCAACCAAGAGCCCAUUCCUGCUGGGCGACACCUUCCUUCGGAGCGCAUACGUGGUCUACGACCUGGUGAACAACGAGAUCGGGAUGGCGCAGACGGAUUUCAAUGCCACCAGCUCGAACAUCGUUGCUUUUGAGGGCAACGGCUCUACUAUUCCGUUCGCCACCUUGGUUUCUAAUCAGAAUCUGUCCACCCCCACGACGGCCGCGUCCCCUUCUUUUGCGGCGGAAAGCGGCUUUGAGGCAGGAACGCAGGACAGUGGGUCCGCGGCCUCUCUGCCACUCGGCUUAGGACACUCGCUCUUCGUGGGCUUUGCCAUACUCACGUCCAUCUUCCUUUCUGUGUAG
Diaporthe citri is the source of this 1458-nucleotide messenger RNA. RefSeq lists its product as uncharacterized. The record is from RefSeq and is a predicted model, not a curated record. Gene Ontology annotation, molecular function: aspartic-type endopeptidase activity. The coding region runs from base 1 to 1458 and encodes 485 amino acids. NCBI's taxonomy places the organism in Eukaryota, Fungi, Ascomycota, Sordariomycetes, Diaporthales, Diaporthaceae. Gene Ontology annotation, biological process: proteolysis. The transcript has 2 exons.